CGCCAUUUGAAGAAUUAUUUGGGAGGAAAGCCAAAUUAGGACUAGCAUCUAGUACUCUUCCAGCUUCUGUCAUUGAAAGCUUGAAUACAGAAGAGGAUGUAGAAACAAUUAUUGGUUCCAUAACAAAUGAAAUUUUUGAGGAAACGGAGGAAUCAGAGCAAAUCGAGGAGAGAGAAGUCCAAACUACUGAAGAAAUGUCAGUAAAUAAAGAAACGGAAAAAUUAAACCAAAUUGACGAGAGAGAAGUUCAAACUACUGAAGAAAUGUCAAUAAAUGAAGAAACGGAAAAAUCAGACCAAAUUGAGGAGAGAGAAGUUCAAACUGCUGAAGAAAUGUCAGUAAUUGAAGAAACAAAAAAAUCAGACCAAAUUGAGGAGAGAGAAAUCCACACUACUAAAGAAAUAGCACUAAAUGUAGAAGAAAUGUCAAUACUAAAUAAAAUACAUUUGAACAUUCAAAAAAAUCAACAGAUAGCAGUUAGUGGACUACAGCAGCAAGCAAAACGUAUGAAAUUACAGAGUGAUUCCAAAUAUCCACCCUUGCAAUGUGGAACAACUGUAACAAUUCCAGUACCCGAUGUGGACAGGAGCAAAGGUGUUGUUAUGGAAGUGACUUCUGAUAACUUUUACAAAAUAGGAACAAAGAAGGGAGUUAUAUCACAUCUAUACAGUCGAAAUCAAAUUGCACCAUGCAGUACUACUUUUUUGGAAAUCGAAGAAGUGGCAGAUGCAUCAGUAUCUUUACGAGCUGCAAAUUCAUAG
Psylliodes chrysocephalus is the source of this 761-nucleotide messenger RNA. NCBI's taxonomy places the organism in Eukaryota, Metazoa, Arthropoda, Insecta, Coleoptera, Chrysomelidae. The record is from the annotation of a GenBank genome assembly.